CUUUGUUCUUUCUCCACCUUAAUCCCAUCCAAUUAUAUACCCAAUAUGCGUUUCGCUCCCGUUGCUAUUCUCUCCCUCUCGGCCCUUGCCGCCGGCAUGCCAAUGGCAAAGAGGCAAGCAGCUGGUGUUCUUGCCGACACCACCUUCGACGCCAUCUCCAUCUCUGGUGGCACUGCUGGAAACGCUGAAGCCGAAGCCCUCGCUGUUUUCUCGAAACUCGGCGCAGCCGCGAACGUCGCUCAAUCCGACAUCAAAUUCCUCAACCAGGUCAACCAGGUUGCCAACGACGCGGAGAAAGAAGCGUUCAAUCCCGCGAUUGAGGCGGCAACUGGCGCGGAGGCCGAUGCUCUCGCGGCUGGCAAGACCAAGAACAAGGUGCUCAAGUUGACGGCUACUAAGCUUCAACUCGAGGCCAAGCAAGCUCAGGGAGAGGAUGUAGCUGACAAGCUCGCCGAUGAACUCAAGAAGUUGAACAACAACAUCGCUACCGAUAAGAAGAAUGCCGGACAGCCAAGCACAGCCCUCCCAUUCGAUGCUACCAUCUCAGGUGGAAACUAG
Periconia digitata is the source of this 558-nucleotide messenger RNA. The record is from the annotation of a GenBank genome assembly. Lineage: Eukaryota; Fungi; Ascomycota; Dothideomycetes; Pleosporales; Periconiaceae.